Molecule: messenger RNA, 619 nt
Organism: Corythoichthys intestinalis (scribbled pipefish)
Lineage: Eukaryota; Metazoa; Chordata; Actinopteri; Syngnathiformes; Syngnathidae
Product: intraflagellar transport protein 20 homolog
Exons: 2
Coding region: 117-515 (132 amino acids)
Biological process (GO): intraciliary transport; centrosome localization; protein localization to cilium
Cellular component (GO): intraciliary transport particle B; Golgi apparatus; cilium
Source: RefSeq, a predicted model, not a curated record
CAUAAACACAUCCAUAAAGGGAAAAUAAUCUCAGACACUAUUGUCCUAAUUGUUUUACCAUGAUCUGUGUCCAAUAUACUGGCUGACAUCUACGUUCUAAAUUGAGCAGACAAGCUAUGGCUAAAGAGGCAUUGGCAGAGGUAGGCUGUUAUUUUGAUGAACUCAACAAGCUACGUGCACUCGAGCCAGAAGUCAGCCAGAAGACAGCGGAGCUCAAAGAAGACUGCAAAGAUUUUUUGGACAAAAUUGUGCAGUUUCUAAAGAUAAUUGGCGGUCUCAUGGACCUAGUAGACGAGUUGGCAAAUGAGACAGAGAGGGAAAAAUUGAAGGCCCUUGGGACAAGAAACCUGCUGAAGUUCAUGGCAAAACAACGAGAGGCCCAGCAACAGCAACUGUCAGCUCUCAUUGCAGAAAAGAUGAUGCAACUUAAGAGAUAUCACAAUGAGUAUGAAACCCUGUCUAAAGUAGAAGCGGAACAAAAUGAAUUCAUUAACCAAUACAUUUUGCAGAAGUGAUGAUGUGAGGGACAUUAAAAGACGUACCAGAAUGUCUCCACUGUCUGAUAAAUAGAUGCACAUCAUCAGUGCUAUUAAUUGGAAAUAAAACUGAUACAUAUUCA